Messenger RNA from Thelazia callipaeda (thelaziosis nematode), 912 nucleotides. Lineage: Eukaryota; Metazoa; Nematoda; Chromadorea; Rhabditida; Thelaziidae. The record is from the annotation of a GenBank genome assembly.
AUGGCAUGUACCGAAACUUAUCCAUCUAAUGCUCUUCUUGAUGCUGCUUUCAAUAUUACUACUAAAAUUACUGCUGAUAAUACAGCAACCAGUCAUUCUACCAUCACCUUUGCUAAUAUUAUGGGACAGGGUCGAGUAAAUCAGCUAGGUGGUGUAUUUAUUAAUGGUCGUCCAUUGCCUCAUCAUAUUCGAUUGAAAAUCGUUGAAAUGGCUACUAACGGCGUAAAGCCAUGUCACAUCAGCCGACAAUUGCGUGUUUCACACGGUUGUGUGUCGAAGAUUCUGUAUCGUUACGCUGAAACAGGCUCUGUUUCACCUGGACAAGUUCGAGGCAAUUCAAAAUCACGUAAAACAGUUCACGAAUUAGAAAAAUAUAUCUCUCAAAUUUUUGACAAUCAUCCUAAUAUAAACGCUCAUGAAAUUCGUUCAAUUCUUGUUGAUAGAGGAUUAUGCAAUCAAACAAAUGUACCUACCGUGUCUUCUAUAGACAAAUAUAUACGAAAUAAAACUAUGGAAAACAAAAUUCAAGAACAGUGCUCACUGAAGGUUGCUACUUUGAAACACAGUAUAGACGAGAUUCUUUGCACAUCCGCAACAAGGUAUGAACGUGCAGGGCAAUUAUUUGUACAAAGAGAAAAACACAGUAAAAAUCGUAGAAACAGGACCAGUUUUACACAGGAACAACUUGAAAUACUGGAAGCAGCUUUUGUUGCCAAUACUUAUCCUGAUCAAGAAUUACGUGAACGCCUAGCAGUCGCGACAAAAUUAGAUGAAGUUAAAAUACAGGUUUGGUUUAGCAAUCGACGAGCAAGAUGCCGAAAAUCAUUAGCAACUACCACUCUGAAUCCAUUUUGGAUUCAUCAACAGUUUUCAUUGCCGUUUUUUUCUGAAACGGUGAUGUUUUUACUUUAG